Messenger RNA from Diorhabda carinulata, 665 nucleotides. Its product is annotated as calphotin-like. Lineage: Eukaryota; Metazoa; Arthropoda; Insecta; Coleoptera; Chrysomelidae. Bases 74 to 541 code for a protein of 155 amino acids. The record is from RefSeq and is a predicted model, not a curated record. The transcript has 3 exons.
UAUAUUCUAUAUAUACCGGGGUGGAUAUUUUAUCCGUACAUUGUUAAAAUCAAGUCAUAGUCUAAGGUACAUCAUGAACGGUUCGGUAAUUACAUUUUUCACUAUAUUAGCAGUAGCCUCUACUUCUCCUAGUGGAUUGGGUCUAGGACUCGGCUGGGGUGUUGUAGCCCCACGAGCCGUUGUAGUUCCUCCAAGCUCAGCUACAGUAAUUUCAAAACCAAUAGAACUACCUCAUGCUUAUAAUGUAGUCUCUGGGCCAAUAAUUGCUUCUGCACCAGCUAUUGCACCAGUUGCUCCUUGGGCUAUUGCUCCAGUUGCUCCAUGGGGUAUAGCUCCUGCUGUGAUUCCUGCACCAAUUGCUGCUCCUGUGGCUCCUGCAGGUGCUGUAGCUGUUACCAAUGGUGGAGGUGUUGUCGAAGUAAGUGGACACGGUGCAGUUGUAUCCGGACCUAAAACGGCCCCUGUAGUUAUCGAAGGCCCCUCCGGUACCGUUAAGGCUAAAGGACUCUGGGGCCCAACUUUGGCUGGAGUUCUCCAUUGAAUUAAAUCUCAUGCACGUGAUAACUUUUACUGAACCUAACGUUGGAUGCCUCAAUACCUGAUUCUUGAUUUGUAUAGAUUUAUUUUAAUUUAUAAUAAAAGCUUGAAUAUAUCAUAAAAACGGA